Molecule: messenger RNA, 4924 nt
Organism: Cyclopterus lumpus (lumpfish)
Lineage: Eukaryota; Metazoa; Chordata; Actinopteri; Perciformes; Cyclopteridae
Gene: micall1a
Product: MICAL-like 1a
Exons: 16
Coding region: 756-3551 (931 amino acids)
Molecular function (GO): protein binding
Source: RefSeq, a predicted model, not a curated record
CUAGAGCUCCCCGCGAGGCCGCUAGGCGAAAAAACAACGUGUCGGGUGGCAGGCGUGUCGCCAACAGUCCGACCACUGCAACUGGGAUGGCUUGGCUGCUUUAAUCAACAUCAAUUGUUCGGAAUGUAUUUUUCACACUGUGUUUUAUUUUUGUUUCCGCAAAAAAGGUUUCGCCAUUAGCGCACGACUUGUUCAUCCAGCGUUUUAACAGCCGUUGCAGUUACUGCAGCAACAAACGGGGUUGGUGGUCCACCUCGGCUUCGACUGAAACCGCAUCAUCGCCCCACACGGCCCUCAGAGCCAGCCGGCGCCCACCAAAGAGAAGCAGACCUGAGCUAGCAGCGGACUGACGGACCGCAGCGAGCUAGUUAGCCCAGUUGGCGACGUCAAGAACUUUGUUGGCUCCCGCUAUGAACUCUGGGUAUUAGCCGCGGUGUCUUUAGUUUAGUUGGAGGUUGUGGUCAAAGUACGUUACCACUUUACACGUUGUCCUCUGUCUGUAUAACUCGGGACGGGAUUUAAAGUCGGGGCAUAAUACAUGUUGUAGUUGCAAAAGUUAGAUAGCAUCCAGCUGGCCAUGCUAGUUUUCUUAACGUGACUCACUUGCUGUCAAUGAAUGUCUCGUUGGGCGUUGUCUGUCUGUCUGUCUGUCGCCCCAUUCACUGAACUGAUGGCUCGUUAGCGACAAAGGAACUCAAGAAACGGAACUAUUUUAAUUCACAGGAAUAUCAGUGACUUUCUGUGAUACUCGCGUCAUGGGGUCUCUGAAGGCGCUGCAGGAGUGGUGUCGGAUACAGUGUGAGCACUACGACGAGGUGGAAGUAAAGGACAUGUCAACGUCCUUUAGGGACGGGUUGGCGUUUUGUGCCAUAAUACACCGUUACAGACCAGAACUGAUUGACUUUGGCUCGCUGUCUAAAGAGAAUGUGUACGAGAACAACCGACUGGCCUUUGACGUGGCAGAGACACAGCUGGGGAUCCCCGCCCUGUUGGACCCAGAAGACAUGGUGUCCAUGAAAGUGCCUGACCGUCUCAGCAUCAUCACAUACGUCUCCCAGUACUACAACUUCUUCAACAACAAGUCUCAAGCAAACCCCCCUUGCAUGAAAAGGAUGAGUUCUGUUGAUCAUAAUGAGCAAGCUCAGAAGAGGCCAUCGACACCUUUGGAAGACAAAAUGGCUGAGUCUGAGCCGAGCCAGUCUGCGCAGACGGGUGUAGAAGUGGUUGCAGCAGUCAAGCGCAGCACACUCAGCAGCACCUGUGCCGCCUGCCAGAAACAUGUCCACCUGGUGCAGAGAUUUCUGGUGGAUGGCAAGCUCUAUCAUCGCAACUGCUUCAGGUGCACAGAGUGUCACAGCACUCUGCUUCCUGGAUCCUACAAAUUAGGAAACAACUCCGGGGCCUUGGUCUGUACACAUCACCUUGCAAGGCAUGCUUUAGCCAAUCAGAAUGGCCGGCUAGAUUUUAGUAAGAAACCAGUGGUAGGUCAGUCUGCCAGGAUUGGUCGCAGCACAAUUCCUCACACCUCGCCCUCCGAGAAGGACCGGGCAAAGACUCCUCCUCCAGUAAGCCAAACAAAUGAAACUGACAUGCCUACUAAUGACUGUGCCACAGUCACUGCUGUUACAACAAAUGCAGCAGACUCUUUGGAAAAGGCAAAAGUGAUGGAUGGCAGUGGAGAGGAAGAGGGGAUACCUCGUCCUUCUUCUCCUCCCAACCCUUUUGAUGAGAGCGAUGAAGAAGAGGUGGAGAGAGAGGAAGAUACUAAAACACCAGCCAAAACGAUCAAUGGGGACCUCCCUUCUACGCCGAUCAGUCAUAAUGAAGGUGCCAGUCGACCAGUACCGGCACCUCGCCGGGUCUCUGAACCCACCCCUCCUCCUCGCCCUGCCCCUCGGGUUCGGUUACCCCGUACGGCAGAUGGCCUUUCAGUUGGUGAAUACCAGAAGCCUCCGAUUCCUCCCAAACCUCGAGAAAGAUCACGGUCUCCUGGAAGCCUGUCAAGUGGCACCCAUAAACCCAAAGACCCACCUUGGCUUGCCCUGGUCCAAUCAGACCCCAAGAAGAAGAAAGCCCCUCCCCCUCCUCCGGCAGGACUGGCAACCCGUCCCAAUACAGGCUCUCUGUACUCUCUCAAAGGGGAGGGCUCCAGACCCAGCACACCCCCUGCACCCGCCAACCCAUUCGAGGAUGAUGAAGAUGAUGAUGAAGAUGAUAAUGGCGAGGUAGCGGAAGAAGAGGGCAGCGGAGAAAGUGCAAUUCCACCCACAGUUGUGGCUAGUCACCCAUGGUACAGCAUCACUCAGGCAGCUGAUGCAACAGGUGCAGACACUCCCCCUAGUGGGGGAAGCUCGUCCCGCUCUGCAAGCCCCGGCCCCGUGAGCAAGAAACGGCUGGCACCUCCUGCUCCACAGCCACUUACAGGUCACCACGUUCUCUCUCACUCUCAGCCCUCCUCUUGCUCUCCCUCUCCAGCUCUCAGCACAGAGAGUCUGUCCUUUGGCUCGGACCACAGCUCCUCCCGUCCCCAUUUGACUGGCAGUGCCAGCAGCGACCAGGAACACGCCUUCACCAAAAGUGUCUCAGAGCCUUCCAUCUGUUCACCGUGCGACUCUACGCCGUCUCCUUCAUCCUCCUCGACCGAGCGUCUGCCUCAUUCUUCUCUAAGCCCCGACCCUUCUCCCAUGCCAUCAAAUGCCAGCUCAGCUCCAGCUACCCCACAGCCCAGUCGCAGCUUUGGGACCAAAGGGACCCUAGACCCUCCACCACGACCCCCAACAACCCCCAGUCCAUUAGCCUUAGGAGCCACCCAAACACACAAUAAGCGGAUCUGUAAAGAGAACCCGUUCAACAGGAAAGCUUCUCCCUCCCCUGCUAAAUCCAAAACCAAACCACCAAAAGGCCCUCGUCCUGCCAGACCCCCGGCCCCUGGACAUGGCUUCCCUCUUAUCAAACGCAAGGUGCAAUCAGACCAGUACAUCCCAGUAGAGGACAUCCAUGGGGAGAUGGGUCAGCUGGAGAAGCAGCUGGAUGAGCUGGAGCAGAAGGGAGUGCAGCUGGAGAAGAAGCUGAGAGACAACCCUAACGAUGAGGAUGAGGAGCACCUGUUGGUGGACUGGUUUACUCUCAUCCAUGAGAAACAUCUUUUAGUACGACGAGAAGCUGAGCUUGUCUACACGGCGAAGCAGCAGAACCUGGAAGAGAGACAAGCUGACGUGGAGUAUGAGCUGAGGUGUCUUCUCAACAAACCAGAGAAAGACUGGACGGAGGAGGACAAGAGUCGGGACCAGGAGUUAAUGGCUGAGCUGGUUACCAUUAUUGAACAGCGCAAUCAAAUCGUUAACAACAUGGACCAGGACAGGCAGAGGGAAGAAGAGGAGGAUAAACUUAUGGAAGCCAUGCUGAAGAAAAAAGACUUUCAUAAGGAGCCGGACGUUGACCAGCAGAAGAAAAAAGGGGCAAAGUUCAAACCCAUAAAGGUGCUCAAGCGGCUGAGCCAUAAAGGAGAACCAGGCAAGAGCCACAGCCCCCGCAAGGAGAAAACACCAUAGCAAGAACGCAUUCUCCUCCGAGAGGAUAUGAGACGGUUUUAAGAAGACUGGCGGCCUGUGUCCACACAACGCCCUUUCUUUACUUUUUUUUUUUUCAAUGGUUUUCAAUGAGGAGAGAGCGUAUGAGGCCACCGCAGCAUCUUUCUUUCUGAGCGCUCCAGUGUUUUUGUGCGACCGCUCCGAAAGCUUCAACUUGAAAACCUCUGAACUUUUCAGAAAAGCGCUGGGGACGUCACUGUAGUAAAUGGAGAGGAAGCUUGUUUUGGCCAUGUCUGGCUAUCCUGAGCUUUAUAUUUCAGACACUCACUGUUUGUAAGCUCUCUGACCUUUCAAUUGAGUGAAUUGUUGUAUGUUGCUUCACUAUCCUUGCAUUGCAGAGCAUUUGUAUCCUGUAGGUCUCUGUCAAGGUUCAACAAAGGUGUGACGCGACAGUUCACUUUGAAUGAGGUCGGUUGGAUGCAAGUUGAUCCCUGAUAUCUAUGAGUUUAUAACAUGUUUUUAAUCUGUUCGUGUGUCUUCUGCUCCCUGUUUCCAAAGGUUAGUAGCUGGUUAUCUGAGAGGGUUUCAUGUCAGGUCUGGUUUCAGCCUGUGGUACAUGUGAAAGUAAAACAAAAAAAUUAAGAUGAGCUCUGCUUUAAAUUCAGAAAACUACUCUUGAAAUGCUUGAUCGACCUAAGCUCUUCUAGCUGCUCGGUUAUGAUUGUCUUUGGGUUCCUACAUUUAAAUUUUUUUCCGCGAUGGUGUCUUUUUUGUAAUGUAAAUCGUCUAAGUUAUGGAUGACCGUAGAAACUGUGUGUGUGUGGGUGGGUGUGGAUGUGUGUGAGAGAGAGAGACUGGAAACAAAGUGGGAGAUGAAAAAAUUGAAAAACGCGUUAAAGUGCAGAUGUCAGAAGGUUUAUCAAUAUUAAAGGUCACACUUGCAAUAAUGAGUACUAGAAAAGGGCAGAUAUACAGUAUUUUAACAACUGCAGCGAAGCAUCAGCUUAUAUCAGUUUUAACCAUCGGGGAAACCCUGAAUAUAUAAUCAUUAAUUUAUAUUUUACUAUGCCUUUCUGUGUGUUUCCAUGUUUUGCCUUAAAGUGUUAAUAUUGUUUGUACGAGUGCCAUUUAUUUAAUUGCAUAUGUGGAUAAGUAUCAUUUGUUCGUAUGUCAGUAUGUUUACUUUUUCUGUUCCUGUUUGGUCAGUUCGACUGUCCUCCAUUUUAAAUGGUAAUCUCUGUUGUCUGUGUUUCUGCUCUGUGCCUGUCUUAAUGUCCAGCUGAAACCAAGGGCUUCUGUAGUGCCACAUUUCUGUCAGCUAUACGUUGUCCUAAAGCAGGAUUAUGAAACGAAAUGUACACUGCAAGACAGUGGAUUAAAAUAACUUAAUACAA